Melanotaenia boesemani (Boeseman's rainbowfish) is the source of this 3531-nucleotide messenger RNA. It is a transcript of the gene mrs2, whose product is annotated as magnesium transporter MRS2. The transcript has 12 exons. Bases 591 to 2024 code for a protein of 477 amino acids. Gene Ontology annotation, biological process: mitochondrial magnesium ion transmembrane transport. NCBI's taxonomy places the organism in Eukaryota, Metazoa, Chordata, Actinopteri, Atheriniformes, Melanotaeniidae. Gene Ontology annotation, molecular function: magnesium ion transmembrane transporter activity. Gene Ontology annotation, cellular component: mitochondrial inner membrane. The record is from RefSeq and is a predicted model, not a curated record.
AGAGACGAUCUUUGCAACCGCGGUGCAUUGUGGUCCAGUACAGUGCUCUUGCCUCUGUCCUCUUGUUUGCUACUUCCCACUAUUUUGCUAAUCUGGAAAAGCUGUGUUUCCGGACUGAAACAAAUCCUCAUGUGUUGAUUCAGGACAGUGGUUAGUUAGCAGCAGGUAACUGGAUUAUGUUAUUUGUUUUUUCGAUAAAUGUCACGACAAAAUGUUAAUUAUUACGGAGAGUAAAACGUGCAUUAUACAAGCAGCUGAGCCUAUUAGCAUAACAGAAGUACGAAGGAUUGUUAAAGAACUGUGAUUAUAGGUUAGAGAAGCAUUGUAUUAGUUUACUUCAGCCAACAUUUGAUGAUAAGUUGCUAUUAAGACUUUUCCCCGUGUUUUUUUUUUUUUUUUUUCUCCACUGAGUGAAUUCAGUCAAGCAUCUCUGGGACCAUUGAUGAGAUCACUAAAGCGUUUGCCACACGUGCUCUCAUUUUUUGUUUUUGGAAGCGGAAGUUGUCCUUUAUUUAAUCUUCCUUCAUUCCCUGCUGCCUAAUGUUCAUGACCUCUCUACUGUAGUAAACGUAAACUCCCCCAAAAACAGGAUGGCAGUCUGUGUGAAGGCUGUGUGUUUUGGUGGCGUGGAGGUUAAACUGCACAGGCUGCUGCUGGCUGGCUGCAUGAACUCCUUCAGGAUUCAGUUUCCUGGCAAGUUUCAUUCUAAGCGCCUUUUUAGUUCUCUGUGUCCUUUUCCCUCAAGACUUGAUGGGACUCAAACCCUCAUUCUUUGUAGUCCACGUACAGCCGUGUACCCCCUGAAACACACUGUGCCAAUUGGAAAUAGUAAAGUAGGAUUGUUCAGCAGGAGCUACAGUGAUGCACACUGCAGUCAAAUCCUAUCUGCGUCAAGAUGCCUGUCCCGGAGACCCAAGUCUGCAGGGAUGGGAAAGAAAAACCUGCUGAAAGGAGGUGUAGCCUGGCCUGUGUCGUUUCACCGCAGAAUAGUCAACGACGCUCCCAUUUCCAGCGUGCCUCCAACUUUCGUAGUGAUGAAGUUUGACCAGGAAGGAAAUGUGACAUCUUUUGAAAAGAAGAAGACAGAGCUUUGCCAGGAGCUCUGUCUUCAGGCCAGAGACCUUCGCUUUCAGCACAGCACCAGCCUCACUACCAGGAACAACUGCAUUAUCAUACGAAUGGCGUCUUUGAAAGCCAUCCUGACACCACAGUACCUUUUGGUGUUGGAUUUCCGUGGUCUGGGACUGGAGCGUUGGUUGGUACUGGACCUUGCGCCUCAGCUAGCAUCACAGACACACACUCUGCCCUUUGAGUUCAGAGCAUUGGAGGCUAUCCUGCAGCACAAGAUAAACACUUUACAAACUCGGCUAAAUGAUGUUGAACCUGUUAUACUGGACACUCUGGAGUCGCUUGUGGAUCCUAAAAUCCUUUCUGCUGAUAGAAGUAAACUUCAUAUCCUGUUGCAGAACAGCAAGAGUUUAUCAGAGUUGGAAACAGACAUAAAAGUUUUUAAGGACUCCUUGUUGAAGAUCCUGGAUGAGGACGAGAUCAUUGAGGAGCUCUGUCUCACAAAGUGGACGGACCCAAGGGUUUUUGAGGAGAGCAGUUUGGGUAUUGACCACGCUGAAGAGAUGGAACUUCUGCUGGAGAAUUACUACAUGCAGGCGGAGGAGCUGGGGAACAAGGCCAGAGAACUGAAAGGACUGAUAGACGACUCAGAGAGUGUCAUCUUUAUCAAUCUAGACAGCCACCGUAAUGUGAUGAUGCGAUUGAAUCUGCAGCUUACGAUGGGUUCCUUCUCCCUUACUCUGUUCGGUCUGAUAGGAGUGGCCUUUGGGAUGAAUCUGACAACAGCCUUUGAAGAUGACCCUCGUGCUUUCUGGCUGGUAACAGGCUUCAUGUUCUUGGGCAGUGGGCUUAUAUGGAGACGACUUUUGUCAUUUUUAGGGCGACAUCUAGAGCCUUCAGUUCUUCCACCGAUCCCUCCAGUUUGGAAGAGAAACGUCAAACCUGGAGUCAGAUGAAGUCCAGUGUAAAAUGACUCAGACGAUGGUCUCAUAUCUGCAGCCCUCUUGAAUGCUUUAGAAAAGGCUAAAACACCUCUUUGUGUUAGUCUCAUACCCACAACCAAGGCUGAGACUGCAUCCAGGUUUCUGAAGACUCCAUGUUAUGUCUGCAUCUGCAUCUCUCUCUAAUUGGACGUUUUAAGUUUUUCUUUCAUGUAGACAGAACAAGUGAGCACAGAAUGUUGCAGUCUGUCAUUGCUGGGUUUGGGGCUGUGUGGGUGAGGGGUAGUACUGGAGCUGAAACAUUACUAUCGCUCUGCAGUUUGACUGUCCAUUUCAUAAUAAUGAAUAUUGUUUCUGUAGUAAAGUUCUAUUAUUUAAAUUAAUCAAAAACUUUUAAAUAUGUGUCUAAUGUUAAGUGUUAUGUCUGUAUGCAGCAUGUAUGGAUGAAGUUGCCUUCUGUUUUUAAAAUCAGGGUGGUUACAGUGUGCAACAAUCUUCUGGAAAUCAAGACUAUCAGAUUAUGACCUGGUAUGAGGUGUGAUUAUCAUCACAAAUCAUUAAAAGCAGUAAUGCACAGGAAAUGUUGUUAGGCAACUCUGAAGAGUGUUUAUGAGCUGUGUUCUGAGUUUUUAUUCAGUUUAAAAAAGACAAAAGAAAAUUAAAACGUUAGAUGGUCUUCAUACGGGAAGUUAUAGUAUCACCUCACAGAUAUUAUAGACUUGUUGGUAUUAUGAAUGUUAAAGGUGAAAGCACAGUGGAGACAUGUACAUCUGCAAUGAAGGAAGACUUUGGAGUGUAACUUGAAUGCUGCUUUAAAUAAUUAAAAACUGUUACUAAAAUGUUUAUCAAAGGUUCAGUUUAGAGUUUUUUUUUCUUUUUCGAUUUAUUCUAUUUUCUACUUUUCAACUGCAUUGUUUUCCUCAUGGGGAUCCUCCACAUUGAGGCUAUGCCUACUUGAUUUGUGGGGUCAUUGCUGUGGGGAUUGCCCUGGUCAGGGGGUUUGAGGGGGCCCUGCACUACAGUCCUGGCAGUGGUGCAGGCCCUGGCCUUCCCUGAUCUGGGCAGUUCCUGUGGUAAUUCACUCAGUGGUCUGUGAUCCCCAAUAUAUUGUUUUCUCACAGCAGCAUCAAGCCACAUGUUUAUCACCACUUAUGUUUUUAUGUUGUUUCAGUUAAAGAAAUAGAAACUAGAAGUCAGAGUUUAUAUUUGUGCAGCAAGGGGUAGGGGUUGUAUAUGUUCACUGUGUGAGUGUGAUGUGUGUGAAAAAGACUAUGAUCCGGUGUGUGUUCUUGAACUUUGUUUAUUACUUGAGUCUAUGUCUUUUAUGUACAAAAUUUGUUUUUAUUACUUAAAGCACUUUUUUGCACUGCUGUUGAAUAAUAAGUGCUUUAUAAAUAAAGUUUGAUUGCACAGAGGCGGUUGCAAAAUGCCGGACACUGAGGAAAACCUUGCAUAUAUCAGCUCAAAUUAUGCAACAGAUGUUGAAUAAAUUUGGCUUCAUUUGAGGAGUCAUAACUAAAAA